CUCUCAGAGCAUUCUGCUUUGCCGGCUGCCUCUCACUGCUCACUGCAGUGGUUUAGGCUUCAGCAGCCUUGGAGAAGCAUCAGCUGAGAGAAGCUAUCACAUGGAAGCCGGGAGCUGCUCAGCAAAGAUGCCUUUAUGAGGAAACGGAAGUUGAGAAGAGCCACAGAGUUAGUAGUGCCCAGACCUGGUGCUCGAAACCAAAUCUUUUGCUCUUUCUACUCCUCAGCUCCUCCCGUCCUAAGGAAAUAAGAAAUCAGGAAACUUACAUAAGCAACCCCCAAACUGGGGUGCUAUCCCAGAGCUCAGCAGGACCCUGGCAGGGAGACAGAAGAUUUAGAAUCCCUGGAUAAUAUAUCUUGAAAGGGUAGAAGGUUAUGGACAAUGGCAGAAAGGAAGUGACAAAGAAGAACCGAAGGCUCUAAAGGUGGAGUGUUGAGUGAGUGAGCCUCCCCAUCUCGCCAGUCUCCUGCUUCUUAGCAGUCUCCAAGGCAUACUCUGGAGCCGCCUCCUACAGGGAAGGGGAUAUAAGAUCCUGAGCCCUCAGCUGCCUGUUUUGCGCUCUGGACACGGACAAUCCCAGCCUGGGAGGCUGGUGAUAAGAGCCCGACUCAGAGGCUCCAGUAGGAGGCGCUCCUCACAAAACUGGGAAACCUGAGCCUGGGCUCACCAUCCCAGGAUUGCUAGACUAGGAUGGGGGAUGGGCCUGUGACAGGAGGUACCCUGGGUGUCCUCUUUCGGCCCCAUGGAGUCCUCACCCAUCCCCCAGUCAUCAGGGAACUCUUCUAUUCUGGGGAGGGAACCUCAAACCCCAGGUCCCUCUACUACAAGUGGGGUUCCAGAGGUGGGGCUGCAGGAUGUAGCUUCAGAAUCUGUGGCCCUCUUCUUCAUGCUUUUGUUGGACUUGACUGCUGUGGCUGGCAAUGCUGCGGUGAUGGCUGUUAUCGCCAAGACACCUGCCCUCAGAAAAUUUGUCUUCGUCUUCCACCUCUGCCUGGUGGACCUGCUGGCUGCCCUGACCCUCAUGCCUCUGGCCAUGCUCUCCAGCUCUGCCCUCUUUGACCAUGCCCUCUUUGGGGAGGUGGCCUGUCGCCUCUACUUGUUCCUGAGCGUAUGCUUUGUUAGCCUGGCCAUCCUCUCCGUGUCGGCCAUCAAUGUGGAGCGCUACUAUUACGUGGUCCACCCCAUGCGCUAUGAGGUGCGCAUGACGCUGGGGCUGGUAGCCUCUGUGCUAGUGGGUGUGUGGGUGAAGGCCUUGGCCAUGGCUUCUGUGCCAGUGUUGGGAAGGGUCUCCUGGGAGGAAGGAGCUCCCAGGGUCCCCCCAGGCUGUUCACUCCAAUGGAGUCACAGUGCCUACUGCCAGCUUUUUGUGGUGGUCUUUGCUGUCCUUUACUUCUUGUUGCCCCUGCUCCUCAUCCUUGUGGUCUACUGCAGCAUGUUCCGAGUGGCUCGUGUGGCUGCCAUGCAGCAUGGGCCGCUGCCCACGUGGAUGGAGACACCCCGGCAACGCUCCGAGUCUCUCAGCAGCCGCUCCACCAUGGUCACCAGCUCCGGGGCCCCCCAGACCACCCCACACCGGACGUUUGGGGGAGGGAAGGCAGCAGUGGUUCUCCUGGCUGUAGGAGGACAGUUCCUGCUCUGUUGGUUGCCCUACUUCUCCUUCCACCUCUACGUUGCCCUGAGUGCUCAGCCUAUUUCCACUGGGCAGGUGGAGAGUGUGGUGACCUGGAUCGGCUACUUUUGCUUCACUUCCAACCCCUUCUUCUAUGGAUGUCUCAACCGGCAGAUCCGGGGGGAGCUCAGCAAGCAGUUUGUCUGUUUCUUCAAGCCAGCUCCAGAGGAGGAGCUGAGGCUGCCUAGCCGGGAGGGCUCCAUUGAGGAGAACUUCCUGCAGUUCCUUCAGGGGACUGGCUGUGCCACUGAGUCCUGGGUUUCCCGACCCCUACCCAGCCCCAAGCAGGAGCCACCUGCUGUUGACUUUCGAAUCCCAGGCCAGAUAGCUGAGGAAACCUCUGAGUUCUUGGAGCAGCAACUUACCAGCGACAUCAUCAUGUCAGAUGGCUACCUCCGUCCUGCCCCCUCACCCCAGCUGGAGUCAUGAUGGGCCACUGGACACUUGGAGGGAGAUGGGGCUGGGGGCCGGUUAUGAUUGCAAGGACCACCUUGUGGGAUCACCUUUUCCCAGCUGGCUAGGGCUGGGCCUGGGGUCUCCACACACAGCUUUUGCUUAGUGUUUCCUGGGUCAGGAACAGAGUCAACAGAUGAAUGUGUGGCAAAAGCCUUGGACUUGGCUGUGAUCUUUGACUACUGGGGGAGGGAACCUGGGUAUGAUGAGACGAUGACGAGAGAAAAGGGUCACAAAGGUGAGGUGAAGCCUCUCAACCAGUGAGUGAACUUUCCAUGCCUUAGGAAGCAGGUAAAUUCUCUAAGGGGAGGAGUUGGAGGAUAUAGGGCAGCAGGCCAUUUGUAGAUAUUCUGGGGGCCAUUUAGGACAUUUUAUUUUUCAGUGUAAUUUGUCCAGGGCAGUAAUUGCACCCAAGCAAGGUAAGAAAAUGACUUAUGUUUUCUUAUUUCCUUGCUUGCUUUAAAAAAACUACUUUACAGCCAAGUGUUUCCAUUUGAAUUAAUAGACAAUUUUCUAGUUUUAUAACUGAGAUUUCCUUUAAGGGAGAGGACCAGCAGGGUGUAUUCCUUUCCUAAAUUUGUCCAGAAGGUGAAAUAGCAAUUAGGGUACAUGGAAUACAAGACAGGAAAGCUGACUGCAGCUCUCUUUCUCCCACUCUUCAGGAAAAGCCCUUCUGUUCUAUUUUUCUUUUUCUCUCCUGCACAUAGGAGAUCAGGCUUGGGGCUUGAUAUCAGCAGAGACAAGAAUAAGACAAGAUGACUUUUUCUUCCUUUUAGGAUAAAGAAUUAGAAUGACUGGGGGUCAGAUGGCUAAGGGUAGGUUUGGCGUUUGAAUUGCUAAGGUGAUAUAAAAAGGCCAGGUAAUAACCCUGAUCAAUAAUACUGCAAAUCUUUUCUUUGCAGGACUGGCCUCCCUGAUCUCUCUCCUCAUGGCAGUGACCCACCUCCAGCCCCUUGGACAAUCGGGUACAAGAGACUAAGGUUGGGCAUGGGAAGGGUGGGGUUUCCAUGGUCCAUUAAAUGCCUCCCUACUCUCAUUCAUCGCUCUCAAAAUUAGCUUCAGUGACAAAGACUUAAAUCUCUCUCUUAUCUAUAGCCCUGGGUUGGAGAAAGGGCACAGGAGUUGGGCUUUGCUGUUCACUGUUUGAGACUGUAGGAACUGUGUUGGUUAGUACUGGUGGUGAUAUUUUCAAUGAAGAGGGAAUAAUUGCAAACUGGACAGGACACCCAUCAGGGGCCACCUGUCUAUUCCACUUCUCUCAAUUGAAUCAGGUAAUAUUCAAGAGUCAAGACAGGGCCAGAGGGUGUUGUGGUCUGUAUUUGAACAAAAUCCUGACUCACCGAGCAUCAAAGGGGGGGAAAAUGGGCUGGUGGGAGUGGGACAGUUUCCCCUUUAAACAGCUAAUAAAUAAUUUUUAUAACAAAAAGUUAUAUUGAUAUCAACAUUGACUCCUUCAGUUCAAUUCAGUGCAUAAUAGAACCCUCGCUAUUCCCUGGGAUUCACAGAGGAAAUACAGUCACUGACUGUCUUUAAGGAAUUCAUAAUCUAAUUUGAUCAGGUAUUUUCACAGAACAUUUUGAUCCGAUAAAGCACUAUAGAAUGUGUUUGAGAACUAGCACAUUACAGAAUAUAUUCAUGGUUUUAACAUCUGUGAGUUUGGUUUGUUGCAGCAAGAUACCAACAUGGACACUUCCUGAAGAGUGUAGAAGUUAAGGGGUUGUAAAAGAAACGCUCUCAUGAACAAAAAAUUUUAUUAAAUGAAACGAACUUAACUUUCUCCCUUUUGAUCCAGGAAAAUUGCUAGGUUUCUGUCUUCCUACCACUAGACUAGCCUAG
Messenger RNA from Nycticebus coucang (slow loris), 3958 nucleotides. It is a transcript of the gene GPR61, whose product is annotated as G protein-coupled receptor 61. NCBI's taxonomy places the organism in Eukaryota, Metazoa, Chordata, Mammalia, Primates, Lorisidae. Gene Ontology annotation, molecular function: G protein-coupled receptor activity. Gene Ontology annotation, cellular component: endosome; plasma membrane; signaling receptor complex. The record is from RefSeq and is a predicted model, not a curated record. Gene Ontology annotation, biological process: G protein-coupled receptor signaling pathway. The transcript is spliced from 2 exons. Bases 743 to 2098 code for a protein of 451 amino acids.